CACAAUGAUAUGUUUUGCCGUCUGAGUCUUUGCCUAUAAAAGCAAAUGCCGGUUAGGGCGCGCUUUUUAGUCUACUUCAAGAUAGUCGCCAACAUGAAGACGAUUUGCGUGCUCCUGCUCGUUACCCUCCUGGCCAUGGCAUAUGCUACCCCUGCACCUGUGCCAUCGCCUAAGCCCGCCGGAAAUGAUCCCACCGUGAGUGUGCUGCGCUACAGAAAUGAUCAGGAGCUGGAGGCCAUUCAGCGGGCCAUCAUUGCUCAGUACGAGCAAGUCGGGGGUACAACCCAGGUCCACGCUCCCCGUGUUGCACACAUUGUUAAUCCCUCCAACUUAAGAAUCAACAUUUAAUGCUCUCCGAAAAUAAAUUUGAUUCUGUUAAUGAUUGCAA
Messenger RNA from Drosophila pseudoobscura, 388 nucleotides. RefSeq lists its product as uncharacterized. The record is from RefSeq and is a predicted model, not a curated record. Bases 46 to 348 code for a protein of 100 amino acids. NCBI's taxonomy places the organism in Eukaryota, Metazoa, Arthropoda, Insecta, Diptera, Drosophilidae. The transcript is spliced from 2 exons.